CGUAUCCCACAAUCGCACCCUUCACUGCUCUCGCUUUCGCCCCGCAUCCGCACCCUCGUCCUCGCGAUGCCGUCGCCCGCCACGGCCGCAGCCGCGGUCGCGGGAGCGCCUCUCCAUCGACGCCCAUGCGCGCCUCGCAGCCUCGUUCCAGCCUCCUACUCUCCCGUCUCCCCCACGCUCGCCGAGUCAGCGCGGCACACCGCCCCGGCCCCGCUGCUCGUCCACAGGCCCCGGCCGUCCCUGGCGGUGGCGAGGGCGGCGAGCCCCGACGCCGCCACUGGAGCGCGUUCGCCGCUCUCCGGCGGCCAGAUGCUGGUGUUCGUUCCGCCGCACCCGCUGAUUAAGCACUGGGUCUCCGUCCUGCGCAACGAGCAGACGCCCUGCGCCGUCUUCAGGAGUGCAAUGGCUGAGCUUGGUCGUCUGCUCAUAUACGAAGCCUCCAGGGAUUGGCUGCCUACAAUCACAGGAGAGAUCCAAACGCCUGUUGCUGUUUCAAGUGUUGAAUUUAUUGAUCCAAGGGAGCCUGUUAUGGUCGUUCCAAUUCUGAGGGCUGGUCUUGCUCUAGCUGAAAAUGCUUCAUCGAUUCUGCCGGCCACCAAGACUUAUCACCUUGGACUACGUAGGGAUGAAGAAACACUUCAACCUUCAAUAUAUCUCAACAACUUGCCAGACAAGAUCCCAGAGGGGACUCGUGUGCUAGUUGUUGAUCCAAUGCUGGCCACCGGUGGGACGAUCGUUGCUGCUGUCGACUUAUUGAUUGAUCGAGGAGUUACAAGCAAACAAAUCAAAAUUGUGUCAGCUGUUGCAGCACCUCCUGCACUACAAAAGCUCAGCAACAAGUUCCCUGGGCUCCAUGUGUACGCAGGAAUGAUCGAUUCUGAAGUAGAUGAGAAAGGGUACAUAGUUCCAGGGUUGGGAGAUGCUGGUGAUAGAAGUUUUGCUACAUAAUCAGGCCAUUCAGUUUUGACGCAUCUCUGUUCUACCAGAAAAAUCGUACAUGCAGAAUUCUUGAGGAUUGCCCUAUUGGAGUACUUAAGAGUUAAGGCUGCAUUGCCUUAUUCCAGAUUUUGUUCCUUCUGUGAUAUACUUCUGAUUCUUAUCAUUUUGUAAUUAUUCAUUUGUAUGAUUACAAUGAAAUAUAUGACAAACUCAAAUGUCGUUCCUGAAGAACAGUUUGUUUCUAAAUAAA
This is a messenger RNA of Brachypodium distachyon (stiff brome), 1189 nucleotides long. RefSeq names its product uracil phosphoribosyltransferase. Gene Ontology annotation, molecular function: uracil phosphoribosyltransferase activity. Gene Ontology annotation, biological process: uracil salvage. The transcript is spliced from 11 exons. Lineage: Eukaryota; Viridiplantae; Streptophyta; Magnoliopsida; Poales; Poaceae. The record is from RefSeq and is a predicted model, not a curated record. The coding region runs from base 67 to 948 and encodes 293 amino acids.